Messenger RNA from Echinostoma caproni, 1023 nucleotides. Lineage: Eukaryota; Metazoa; Platyhelminthes; Trematoda; Plagiorchiida; Echinostomatidae. The record is from the annotation of a GenBank genome assembly.
AUGACCAAGGAAAAAGGUGGAUUUUUGACGCCUAAGGCAAUUGCCAACAGGAUAAAGUCCAAAGGAUUGCAGAAAUUACGAUGGUACUGCCAAAUGUGUCAGAAACAAUGUCGAGACGAGAUGAAGUUGUUCGCUGAGAAUGGUGGAAAAUUUGUGAGUGGCUUCUCAUCAGAAUUUUUGAAGGGUUAUUUGGAUAUCCUUCGACGUCAAUUCGGUGGCAAAAGAGUUCAUUCCAAUGUCGUGUAUCAAGAGUACAUAAAGGACAAGGAGCACAUUCACAUGAAUGCUACACGUUGGCAUACGCUAACCGGCCUUUGCAUGUGGCUCGGGAAACAGGGAAUCUGCAGGGUUGAUGAAACCGAGAAGGGCUGGUAUAUCGAGUACAUUGAUCGCGAUCCUGAGAAAAUGAAAAGACAAGAAAGACAGAUCGAAUAUAAUCUGGCUCAUGCGGAACCCGAGGAAGGUCCAGCGUAUGCUCCCCUGGUGCGACCGGAUGAGUGUGAACCUAUUCGUCUGAACAUGUCCCUUGCACCCAAGAAAGAUGAUCCUCCUGAGGUUUCAGCACAACCGGAAAGUCAGCCAACAGAACAAAUUGAUAAACCGGCAAAGCUUUUGACGUUGGUACCUAAGAAACCCAAACCAGUGAACCCUCUUUUGGAAGCAGAAAAGAAAGCCCGCGAAGAAAAAGGCAAGGUUUCGAGCGAAAAGUCACGUAUUGACGACCGUCCUGGUGUUGCCGGUUGUCGGCGUCGUGCUCUGGAUGAGCUUAUGGAAAAAGAAGAGGCUCUGAAGGAUAAACGCAACAGGCGUGACUAUUGGAUGACCGAAGGGCUUGAAGUGAAACUGGUAAAUAAAAAAUUACCGGAUACCAUUCGACUUCGGCAUGGAGUUGUCCUCAAAAUGUUAGACAACUAUACAGUAAGUACCGAGAAUUUUGUUUUACCUAAAGCCGUGAGUUUCGAGUUGACUGUUCUGUCAAGAAAGUUUGCUUCGUAUCUCUCUCUACCAUUUGAUUUAAAUUAA